AUGAUUUGGACUUUGGGAGACGUCAAAGGUUCCCUCGACAAUAUCGCUCUUGUCCUCGGUGGCCUCACCGCAGGCGGCGGCAUCAUCGGCUACGCCCGCACCGGCUCCAUCCCCUCCGUCGCCGCCGGCGUGACGGUUGGCGCAUUGUACGCCCUCUCGGGCCUCCGCCUCCGCAACCGCGCCCCCUACGGCGUCGAGAUCGGUCUGCUGGCAUCGGUCGUGUUAGCGGGCGCGAGCUUGCCGCGGGCGAUUCGGACGGGGAAGCCGGUGCCGAUUGGGUUGUCGGUUUUGGCGACCUAUGGUCUGUAUAGUUUUGGGAUGGCAUUUAGUGGGCGGGUGCGUUGA
Eremomyces bilateralis CBS 781.70 is the source of this 345-nucleotide messenger RNA. RefSeq lists its product as uncharacterized. The transcript has 3 exons. Bases 1 to 345 code for a protein of 114 amino acids. NCBI's taxonomy places the organism in Eukaryota, Fungi, Ascomycota, Dothideomycetes, Eremomycetales, Eremomycetaceae. The record is from RefSeq and is a predicted model, not a curated record. Gene Ontology annotation, cellular component: membrane.